AAAACACUUGUCAUGAUCAUGAGAACGUCAACGUUGACAGAUCCAAAAAAAAGAAUUAAUCAGCGGUUUAACUAAUUAAUGUGUUAAAAUGAGUGCAGAAGAAGUGUUUUCGAAGCUAAGAUCCAACUCGGAACAAAACUGUGAUGAGGCUGUACGUCUCCUAGUUAAAAUAGCCGAAAAUAUUGUUAAAGAUCCAGCUAACCUAAAAGUACGAUCUCUACAAAAAAGCAAUUCCACAAUAAAAAAUAAAAUUUUGUCCGUGAAGGGAGGUUCGGAAUGUUUGAAAUUAAUGGGCUUUCAAGAGAAUGAGUCUAGUUUCACACUACCUUCAACAACUUCAAUGGAAAAAUUACAAGAAGUAAAAAAAUGUCUCUUGAAUUUUAAAAAUGAUGAGAAACGCCAGGGGGCUGUGCCUAAACUGAAGCAAGAAACUAUGAUCAGAAGUAAUAGCACCAAUUUCGAAGUUAAUGGCGAUGAUUUAGAUAAUGUGAAGAGAUUUGUUUUACCUACCCUUAAAAAGCUCUUUACCAACCCUUUUUUGCAAAGGAUCGAAACGGAAUUCCAUCGUGCACUCGCUUUCGACGAUAAAGAAUGUCAAAAACGUGCCAAAAAGCUCAUUCCAUUGGACAGGCUUGAAAAAAAUGCACAGAGAAAUUUGCGUUAUGUCCAAACCCGCAUAAAAAACGAAAGAGUCCAAGACCCGGAGUUUUCCGUCCAGGAUAUGUUACUCAUAGAAUUGUUAAAAUGGUUCAAAGAAGAGUUUUUCUCGUGGGUUGAUUCCCCCGGCUGUGAGAAAUGCGGGGGAAACACUGCGAUGUCUCACAUGAGUUCGGAUAAGACCGAUUUAGUUUAUACAAGCAGGGUUGAAGUCUACAAAUGUAAAACUUGCAACGCAUUUACUAAAUUUCCCCGUUUUAACGAUUUAAAUAUCUUAUUGGAGACUCGAAGAGGGAGGUGUGGGGAAUGGGCAAAUGUUUUUACGUUACUUUGCCGCUCUUUGGGGUGGGAUGCUCGCUAUGUGGUUGAUGAACUUGACCACGUGUGGACUGAAGUUUAUUCAGUUACGCAAAAACGUUGGGUUCAUUGCGACUGCUGCGAAAACGCAUGUGAUACGCCCCUAAUGUACGAAACAGGGUGGAAUAAAAAAUUAACAUACAUUAUAGCGUAUUCUCCUGAUGAAGUCCAGGAUGUCACCUGGCGUUAUUCCAGCAAUCACAGAGAAGUUCGGACACGAAGAAACAAAUGUUCAGAAGACGAACUUGUGAAUGCCUUAAUUACGCUUAGAAAUGAGCGCCAGAAGUCAUUUAGUGCACCUAAACGUGAUUAUUUAACGAAAAGAUUGGUUACUGAGUUGAUAGAAUUGAUGGUGGAGAGAAAAGCGAAUGAUAGUGAAAAGUUCGGCCGUAUUUCGGGAUCGAAAGAAUGGAGAAGUGCAAGAGGGGAAAUAAAAAAUGAGAACAUGUAUGUGUGGAUUGUUCCGAGUAAACAUAUCGUUAAUAAUAAAUUGACAAUUAAAUAUUCCACCGCGUUUGAUAAGUACGAGUUUGUGAAGGGGGAUAAUAGUGUUUUGGGGGUAAACGGCUGGCAAUAUGGUGUCUAUGAUUUCAGUAAUGUGUUCAGAAAAGAAGAGAAAGAUUGGAAAACGGUUUAUUUGGCCCGAAAUGAAGGGACCGAUCAAGGGAGUAUAUCAUGGAGAUUCGAAUUAGAUAAAGGGGUUAAAAAGUGUAUAGAUAACUUAUCAUUAAAAUUCAAUUAUCAACUAUACGAAAGUGGAGUCGUACAAAUACAACUAAUUUCCGAUGAUAAAUGUGUGGAUUUUCCAAAAACUGAAGGGGCUCUAGAAACUCAGGCAUUUUCGGGAGUGAGGCAUUUUACAAUUAAGGCAACUUUAAGUGGAGGCAAGGGCAAUGUGGCCUGGCAGCAUGCCCAAUUAUUCCGUCAGUCCAGUGAUAGCAAAGAUUUUCCAUUUGUUCUUUCUGUAACUUUUAGAAACGUUGAGUAAAUAAAUAUUUGUUACAA
Molecule: messenger RNA, 2019 nt
Organism: Tribolium castaneum (red flour beetle)
Lineage: Eukaryota; Metazoa; Arthropoda; Insecta; Coleoptera; Tenebrionidae
Gene: Pngl
Product: PNGase-like
Exons: 9
Coding region: 89-2002 (637 amino acids)
Biological process (GO): glycoprotein catabolic process; protein quality control for misfolded or incompletely synthesized proteins; protein deglycosylation
Cellular component (GO): cytoplasm; nucleus; cytosol
Molecular function (GO): peptide-N4-(N-acetyl-beta-glucosaminyl)asparagine amidase activity
Source: RefSeq, a predicted model, not a curated record